Messenger RNA from Oreochromis niloticus (Nile tilapia), 11090 nucleotides. RefSeq lists its product as uncharacterized. The coding region runs from base 2346 to 9329 and encodes 2327 amino acids. Gene Ontology annotation, cellular component: plasma membrane; cytoskeleton. Gene Ontology annotation, molecular function: actin binding; structural molecule activity. The record is from RefSeq and is a predicted model, not a curated record. Lineage: Eukaryota; Metazoa; Chordata; Actinopteri; Cichliformes; Cichlidae. Gene Ontology annotation, biological process: cortical actin cytoskeleton organization; actomyosin structure organization. The transcript is spliced from 33 exons.
AUCAUUUUCUGCUAUUCUUUCUGUAUUUGAGGGAAGAGUCAGCCCUGACACUUUCUUCCAAUCUGGGAAAAAUAUAAUUUGGGGGUUAAAAAAAUGUUUUAUAAUUGAGAACAUUGCUUUUGUUAAGGCUUUGAUCUGAAAAGGCUAUAGUGUACUUCCUGUCAAAAAUUAUGGCACAUAGUUUUUGUUUUACUGCUGGUUACUCAAAGCCUAGUUAAAUUUUGGGAGGAGUUGUUUAAUGGUGUCACCCUGAGGUAUCUGGACGCAAACAGGUCUUUAUCUCUCAUGAACACCCGCUCCCAGCAUGCAUUACACCUCUAGAAUUGGCGGUGAUCCUCUCUUACUCAUCUGGCAUAAAUUGCGCUGAACUGAACUAGUGAGCUGAUCUUCCGCCUCAGUGUGUUUUUUUGUUUUUGUUCUGUUUGUUACAAGACUCAAAAUAUGAAUUAUACAUGGAUAAAGCUGGAUAAUGGAAAGAUGAUUUUAGUGAAAGGUUUAUGGCUUAUGGUUUAUGAUACAAAGAUGAGACUGUUUUUACCAUCACACUGGCUACUGAAAUUAAAAGCUUACAUGCUGGUAGUUUACAUGCAAAACUACAUUGACGUCAACCACCAGGUGGCAGUGCAAACUAACCCAACACACCUUUGUACAGUAGCUUCAGCAGAUCACAUCUAUUCUUAGUUGGCUGAGAACACAUUUUUGCCACAAUUUGUUCAAUGUUCCAUCAGCUAUGAAAAUCAGAUGACAUCCACACACGUAUGUGUGCAUGUUGCUUCCAAUCUGACUUCCUCAACAGUAUCUUUAUUAGAAUUUUCUCUCUUUUUUUCUCCUUAUGAAAAAAAGCCUCAUAAAUAGUCCACAUUGAUUAGCAAAAUAAUAUGAUUGAAGCAUUAAAAGCUCUUAAUUAAAAGCAUUUAGCUCUUGUUUUUAUAGUUAAGAUUAAAAUGAACAAGUAAAAUAUAUCAAAGUGAAAAUUGCACCACAGAGGGGCAGAAGCUGUGAAGGAAAGAGUGCACACGGAUGGAGCAUCACUACAAAGUGGAGUGCAGAGCACAAUAAUCGUUUUAUCUUCAUUAAUAAUAAAUUGAUCAUUUAAAUUCACUCUCGUUCAGCUGUUUUCCUGCUCUGUACCUUGCAUAGCGUAAUUUAUUGUCCUUAAAGUGCAAGAGAGUCAAAUGUGCCCUAGUAGAAUAAGAAGGGGCAAGUUGUCCGUGGGAAGGAAAGGGCAGAAGCAUGCAACAUUCCCGCUUCAUAAAUUCUUCAUAACAUAAUGGUGCACAAUUAAUAUUGAUGUACUCUUACCAUCUAUCACGUUAGUGCUUUUGAGAGCUCAGUUUCUGAGCUAAAAAACAACAGAAAAAACCCCUGCAACUGUGCGUCUCUCAGAUGCACUCAAACUUCACAUUUGAAAGCAUUUUUUUAAGCUGCACACAUUGUUUUACAUAAGAUGUAAAGGAAAGGGUACAGGGCGUGUGUGUGUGUGUGUGUGUGUGUGUGUGUGUGUGUGUGUGUGUGUGUGUGAUGCGUACCCAGAUGCAAUAGCGAAAGUCAAAGAGAGAUGAACUGGGUGGAAGUGGUAUGGGGGGGUGUUACGUAAUCACAGAGCGAUAGUGCCAGAGAGGGAUAAAGAUGUUCCAAACAAACAUAACCCCCAUGCACUCAGCUGGAGUGAUGCAUGGCUCCGUUAUAUGUGCGUGUUCGCUUGUGCUUUUGAACAAAUGUAGAAGAGCGGCAGGGGAAACAGAAUGUUUGCGUCAGUGUUUUGGGUGUGUCUACUGUGUGAGUGCAUGGGAGUGGGCCGUCUCAGGGUCUGCGGUUCCAGGCUGUCACUGUCUCAAGAGACUGGGUCUGCCAGUGCUCUGCACCUCUUCUUCUUCUCCUCCCCUUUGUAGUCUGUCUCUCCUCCCUCUCCUGGGUCCAGCUCAACACCUGCUCCUUGCAGUAGGCCUAGGGCUGGGCAGGGGUUCCUAAGCAACUGGAAGCAAUGCAAGUUGUUCAUAUGGUUUUUGUUUGCCUGCCUUGCUCGUCUUCCUCUGUUUUGUCUUCAGUAGCUACACAAAACUUACAUCCUGCCUGUGCACAACCCAGAUUCCUGUUAAUGUGUUAUGUCAAAGUAAAUGUUUAACAAAUGCCAGUCGGUGUGCUGUUAUGGUGUCCUCGCCUUGCCUUGCGAUCAAAGUCUAAAGAAAAAAAAAGCACACAGACGCACACAGACUGUUACUGGCGUGGAGAGAUACUUUCUUCACUUUCAUCAUUCGCCCCAACGGUAAGAGCUUCAGACUUUACGGCAACCCGGUAUUAUUUUAGUUGGAAUCACAGGAUAUCCUUUUUUUACCGUGGCUACCAUGACAACAGAGGCAACUGCUGUGACUGAGGCAGACACUGAGGGCAAGCAGAAGACCAGUGGCGCUGAGCCCGAACCCGAGCCAGAGAACAAGCAGAAGACAGAGGCGGCGACAUCUGACCCAGAGGGGGAGCAGUCGAGCAAAAAGGCCCAGGAACAGGUCACUGAGCCUGGGCCUGCCGAAGCAGCGACCUCCCCUGAGGAGGAGCAGCUAAAGCCUCGUACCAGGACCUCUGCUGGCAAAGGCCUUUCUCGUCUCUUCUCUUCAUUCCUCAAACGCCGAUCGCAGUGCUCAGAGGAAGAGGUGUUUGAGGCGGAAAAAGCCAAAGACGAAAAGGCAGACAAAGAGGAAAAAGUAGAUAAGAAAGAAGAGGAGACGGUGGAAGAAGGGAAAAAUCAAGACGAGGAGGCCAAAGCAGAGGAGGAAAAACCAGAGGUGAAAGAAGUGAAAAAGAAAGACGACAAAGCAGAACCUAAAGAAGAGAAAAAGAAGGUGGAAGAAAAAGUAGAGAAGAAAGGUAGCAAAAAGAAAAAGAAAGAGGCCAAGAAAAAAGCAGAAGAAAAGGAUGAAGAGAAAGUGAAAAAGGAGGAGACAAAAAAGGAGGAGACAAAAAAGACAGAGACAAAAAAGGAGGAGGAAAAGUUGAUGAAAAAAGAGGAGCAAAACGAGGAAGGGACGACACAGCAGACUGUAGAAAAGGAGGAAAAGAAAGUGGAGAAAAAGGAAGAGGAAAAGAAGGAAACUGCUGAGGUCAAAGGCAAGGGGGCAGACGCUGGAAAGAAGGAGGAAGAAAAGGUUGACAAGAAGGUGGCAAAGAAAAAAGAAAAAGAGGAGAAGUUAAAGAAGAGAGAGGAGGAGAAAGCAAAAAGGAAAGCAGAGGAAGAAGAGAGGGUAAAAAAGAGGGAAGAGGAAAAAGCAAAGAAGAAAGAAGAAGAAAAAGCCAGAGAAGCCGAGAGAGCAAAGAAGAAAGAGGAGGAAAAAGCUAAGAAGAAGGAAGAGGAGAAAACAAAAGAGGAAAAAGCAAAAAAGAAAGAAGAGGAAAAACCAAAAGAGGAGUUGAAGACAAAAGAAGACGAAAAGGUGAAAGAAGAAGCAAAGAAGAAAGAGAAAGAAGGGGAGGAAGCAAAGCCGGAAGAAAAGGAGGAGAAGGAAGAGAACAAAGAGAAGAAAAAAGAUAAGGGAAAGAGCAAAGGAAAGAAGGAAGAGAAGGAAGUGAAGGAAGUGAAAGGGCCAAGUGAGGAGCAGGUGAAAGCACCGAUUGCUGCUCCUGAGCCCGAGCUUAAAACUGAGCCAGACAUUGAACAGGCUGCUGAUCAGCACUCUAUAAGCAGCACAGAGGCGCAGCCAGCCCAAGAGGAACACAAGGAAGAGGCUGUGAUAAAAGAGCCUGAAGCAGUGGAAGAAGUGAAACAGGAGGACACGGAGAAAAUAGUGGAAGAACCAGCAGAAAAGGAAGAGCCAGUCAAAGAAAAGGAAAAGGAAAAAGAGCAGGCAAAGAAAGAGAAGCCUGCAAAAGAAAAGACAGAAAAGAAGACUGAAGAGGUUAAAGGCUCCAAACGUCAGAAGACCAUGCAGUGCAAAGUCACCCUGCUGGACGACGCUCAGUUUGAGUGUGAACUUGAUAAACAUGCUAAAGGCCAAGAACUUCUUACAAAGGUGUGUGACCAUGUUAACCUCCUGGAGAAAGACUACUUUGGCCUGGCUCACUGGGAAACCCCAACCAGCAAGACAUGGUUGGAACCCACCAAAGAGAUACGGAAACAGGUUGCAGGUGCUGUCUAUGAGUUUACAUUCAACGUCAAGUUCUACCCUCCUGAUCCAGCUCAGCUUACUGAAGACCUAACCAGGUACUUUCUGUGUCUCCAGCUGAGGAAGGACAUUAUGCGUGGUGUUCUUCCCUGUUCCUUUGUCACACUGUCCCUGCUGGGCUCCUACACAGCCCAGUCAGAACUCGGAGAGUAUGACCCCGAGCUCCAUGGUACAGACUACGUUAAAGAUUUGAACCUGGCCCCUGGACAGAGCAAAGAGCUGGAGGAAAAAGUGAUGGAUCUGCACCGCACAUACAGAUCAAUGAGUCCAGCCCAGGCAGACAUGCUGUUUCUGGAAAAUGCCAAGAAGCUCGCCAUGUAUGGAGUUGACUUGCACCAAGCAAAGGAUCUGGACGGUGUUGACAUAAUGCUGGGCGUUUGCUCCAGUGGUCUGAUGGUUUACAAAGACAAGCUGAGGAUCAACCGUUUCCCUUGGCCCAAAGUGCUCAAGAUCUCAUACAAACGGAGCAGCUUUUUUAUCAAAAUCAGGCCGUCAGAGCAAGAGCAGUAUGAAAGCACCAUUGGUUUCAAGCUGCCCAACUACAAAGCCUCAAAGAAGCUGUGGAAAGUUUGUGUUGAACAUCAUACCUUCUUCAGGGUUUCAACAGUGGAGCCGCCUUCUUCACGUCGCUUCCUCGUCCUGGGCUCUAAGUUCCGGUACAGCGGUCGUACUCAGGCCCAGACCCGCCACGCGAGCUCCAUGAUCGACCGCCCGGCACCUCGCUUCACACGAUCUGCAAGCAAGAGGCUGUCUCGCAACCUAGAUGGAGAACCUGGAGAUGAAACUCUCCAGUUUCUGGAGGUAGUCUCGGCAUCAGCCAGGACUCAGGUUGAUGAUUGGUCACUGCUGAUGGUAUCUGACAGACCCCAGCCUUCUUCCGAAUUCACAGCCGGAAGGGAGUUUGAGCAGAAUUUCACUCAGUCCUGGGAGGAGGAGGAGGGGCGUACUGUUGGCACGGAGACUGGGACUGCUGGUCCUCAAACCAUUAUCCAGACAGUCAGUCAGCCGUGGCAGGAUCUGGCGAGCGAUGACGAUCACCAGCAGAGGAGAACGGAAGAUGAAUGGUCUAUUCUUCUGGAUCAUCAGCCUCAUAUUCCAUUUAUCUCACCCUUUGAUUUUGUUGAAGAGCCAGCUGAAACUAGCUUGGCAAAAACAAGCUCUAUGGACCACCAACUGGAACCAGUGGUGAUAAAGCAGGAUGACUGGUUCCUGUGCUUUGACCGCCUGCUCAGUGUGUCUCCCUCUGAGCGUUUUGAAAAACCUCAAAUCUCUACCAUGGAGGAGGAGCAGGUCAUGAGUGUGAAAGAACAGCAAAUGAUCACUGAGGAGAUGAUUGGGAGGAUGCAGGAAACAGUGAUGUUGGUGGAUGCAUUUACAGAGAAGGAAAUUUUGGAAGGAAGAUUGAGGGACGUGAGGGAUCUUGAGGAAAGGCUACAAGAAAUUGAUGAAAUUGCAGGGAGAAUUCAAUAUGCAGUAGAGGAAGAACUGGGGGAGGAAGAGGUAGAAAAGCUAAGACAAGAAGAGAGAGACAUGGAGCAGGAACAGUUGAUCCAAGCCAAAGGUGUAACAGAAAUGGUGGUGAGGAAAUCUGUGAGGAGAAGAGUUAUAAAAGAGGGUGAAGAAGGUGAAGUGGACGAAUUGGAAGAGCAAAUAAAAGAGGUGUUUUUAAAAGACUUGUUGCCUGAGGAGGAAGACGUUGUGGUGAAGCAGGAGAGUGAAAAACAACUGGGGAAGGAAGUGGUAGAAACGUUAAGGGAAGGAGAGAGGAAUCUGGAGCAGGAACAGUCCAUCCAAUCCAGGGGUAUAACGGACAUGGUGGUGAGGAAAUCUGUGCGGAGAAUAGAUACAAGUGAGGGUGAAGUGGAUGACUUGACAGAACAAAUAAAACGGGUGAAGUGGGAGGGUGAAGAAGAUACAGACGAUAGCUUUAGAGAGAAACUGCGUGAAAUAGAACAUGAGUGGCAAGAUGCAGACGUCGCCGGCUCUGCUGCUGUAGCAGGAUACAAGAAGGUUCAGCGUAGGACUGAGAAGAUAGUGACUAUUGUACAAGAGAGGGGGCAGCAGCAGGAAGACAUGGAAGAUGUGCAGGGACAGUCUGGUGUUGCAUCAGAGGAGAUGUUAGAAAGACAGGAACUGUGGCGUAAAACAGAAGUGGUGGAGGAGAGGCCACAGAGGGAGGUUACAGAGAGGUCAGAAGGUCUGUCUCAGGCGAGAGUUGAUGAUGCUUGGUUCAUACUUUUAGAUCAGCCUCCACACAAAGCUGGUUUCAAAACACCAGUUGCCGAUGUGGAACGUGUUCAAGUGGACAGGGGUGGUUAUUUCAACCCUGAGAAAGAAAAACCACAGAUCAGCGUUGAACGGGUUGAUGACUGGUUUGUUUUGCUGGAUUUUAUUCCCCGACAAAAGCUUUUUGGGCCAUCAGUUACUCACAUGGAAGAGAGGAAAGAAAUGGCAAUCGAAGACGGAUCAAGAUAUAUAGGAGAAAAACUACAAUACCAAGUGACAGACAAAGCUGAUGAUUGGUUUGUGUUACUGGAUGUUUCUUCAAGACAAACGUCACACGCACCGCCAGUCACCUUUUCAGAGCGAAUUGCUGCUCCCCCAGAGGAACGUGCCUCAAUGAUUGAAGUAACAGCUCUUGAGCAGAGAGAAAGAAGAGUUGACAUUUUAGUUGAAGGUGCUGACGCAAAACAAACGCUGCCAGAAAGGGAGGGAGUAGGAGGGAAAGAGCGAGAAGAUGGCUGGUUUGUGCUGCUGGAUGUUCCCAUUAGGCAGCCCUCAUUUGUGGCACCAGCUUCCAUGGCUGAGUAUGUUGAGGUUUACGCCAGAGAGAGCGUUUCUGCCUUGACUGAAGCAGAGGCAGUUGACCCCAGGCGGGAGCUUGUAGUUGAGGAUGCUUUUGUGGAGAAAGUGGAAGCAGAGCCUCCCAAGCAAGUUAUUCCAGAUGUGCCUCUAGUUUCUGUGUCGAUGCAGACUAAAAUCUAUCCAGAUGUUUCAACUGAAGUAAAAAGUAUAGAGCAGAGAUUGCUUCAGAUUGACCAGGUUACACCACAGCCUUCCCAGCCAGAGAGAGAGGAUGACUGGUUUGCUCUGUUUGGUACUGCAGGUGAUGAAGUCAUGAUACCAACAGUGACUCCAGCUGAGAUUGUUCCAGAAAUGAAGACUUUUGAGGUUGAGGUGACCGAAAAAUGGAAGAAGACAGUAAUUGGUGCGGACGGCGGGCAAGACAGGACAAGUGUGUCUGAAAUUAGAGCGAGCCAAAUUGCCUCCCUCUCUGAGAGAGAAGAGGAUUGGUUUGUCAUGUUUGAAAAGCCUGCGGUCGUACAACCAGCCAAACCUAUUAUUGAUCUAGCGGCAACCACGGAAGCAAGAGUGAAGAUCGUGGAAGGUGUGAGGCCACCUGUGGAGAUGGUGAAGAUUGAACAAGCAAAAGCAGGAAAUGUGGAUGAUGAUUGGUUUGUGCUGCUGGAUGUAGCAGCAAAAGCACCAGCGGCUGGGGUGGAACGCAUCCAUAUAUAUCCUGAUGUAAGACCUGCUAAAGAGCUUACACUCACAGAGCAGACAGCACAGCAGAGAAUUACAGUAGUGGAGAGAAUACAGCAGCAGCAGCAGGAUGUGGUGCAGCCACGUCCAGCAGUGAGAGAGGUGGAAGAUGAUUGGUUUACUCUUCUGAAUAAGUCCGUUAAGAAAUCAGCCGUUGUCUCGGAGCGCGAGCAGCUCCCAGCACAGGUCACAGUUCCAGCUCCUGCCGCGGCCACGAAAAAGAUUACGAUUUCUGAGACGAAACCGGAGUUUGAGAAACGCGUCCUGGAAGAAAGACUCUCGCAAACACGUGUCAGUGAUAAUUGGUUUGUUCUACUCGAGGGUGACCUCAAAGCGUCAGCUGCGAGCGCCCAGAGGGGCACACGCCCUGUCAGUGCUCCGGUCUUCUCCCAGGCUGCUCUGAUGGAGGCGGGAAUCCCCAUGGCCCCUCUCGACCAGCCCCAGACCUCCACUCCAAUCAAAACCAGCCGCCAGGAGGAACGGAAGCUGCAGGUCACCGUAGAAGCCGUGGAGCCCUCAAAAAUCGAAGCCGGGGCUGACGCCAAGCCAGCAGUGUGGAGGGACCAGAGAGAACUAGACUCAUCACUGAUAUCCACCAUGAAUGGGGACAUCCAGCACGAGUCUGAGACGACGAGCACGGAGGUGGUGCGAAUGCGAAAGAAAAGAGCUAAGAAAAUUGAGGAUGACUCAAUAUAUAUCAGACAUAGCCAAUUAAUGUUGGAGGAUUUCGAUAAGCCUCAGGAGGUGCUGCUCAGGCAUCACGCCAGCAUCAGUGAGCUGAAGAGAAACUUCAUGGAGGCGGUCCCAGAUUCCAGGCCAAGUGAGUGGGACAAGCGCCUGUCCACACACUCUCCCUUUCGCACCCUGGGAAUCAACGGUCAGCCUCUGCCCAGCGCGGAUGGGAGUGUGUGCAUUAGACCCCUAAGCAAUGGUUCAGACACAAAGACUGCACAUGAGGAAACCAGCAGUAGUUUGGGCUUUACAGGCCUACCCAUCAAGAGCGAGCCUGAGAGUGUCGAAGUCCACAGCGCUACUGUUGAGAAAGAGUCACGUGAUCAGGAAGAGGUUGUAGUGUUUGAGACGAACUUGGUGCCAAUCGUAGAGGUGGAAAUGGCACAGCUGCCUCCUUCCUUUGAUCCCUCCUGUAAUGCUUUAGAAGUGAUCGCGGAGGAAGAAGGAUCGUGUCCCGGAGUGUCAGAUGACUCUGGGAGGAUAGCUGGAUCCUCCCCAGCUUCCUAUUUCUGGAGCGAUGGUCCACAGGUCAUACGCUGUUUCCAGCCCCCUCUGGUGCAGACGCAGACUGUCACCAUCACAGCCGUCUCCAGCCCCUUACCCAGUGGCAUCUCCACCACAGAGGUCCCUAUCGUCCCGACUAAGACCUUCACCUAUGAGUCUUCAAAGGUGACCGUUGAUGGGACAGAAGAGGAUAAAGAUUGCUCAACAGUAUCCAGUUCCCAGACCAUUACCUCAGAGACCACCAGUGGUACCUCAGUGACGACUACCACAACUCACAUCUCAAAGGUAGUAAAAAGUGGAUCUUCAGAAACUCGCGUGGAGAAGAGAAUUGUCAUAACCGCAGACUCUGACAUCGACCAAGAUAAGGAGAAGCACGGCGGAGCAUCAGCAUUGUAACUGAACCACACCUCGUUCCUCUGACCGAUCACCUCCGAUAUCCCCAGCACUCAACACACAGUGACCAGCUGUAUUUGCGCACACAUAUCUUAAAAAAUAAAAACAGGAAAAAAAACCCACUCAUAACUCUGCAGCUAAAAUGAUUGAUAACAGCAUAUAUGAAUUCUUAAUAGAGUCUGUUUGUUUUCAGUUUUUGUAUUUUUUUCAGGCUGUUCAUUGUAGGCAAGGCUGCACAGUCCUCAGAUUAUCCUAGUGUUGUAAAAGUUUAGCAAGUACACGUUUAUUGGUUAAAUCCCAGCAUUUGCAGUUGUGUGAUCUCAAGUUACGUUUGCUUUUAAAUACUUUUUUUUCCUAGUGGUUUUUACAUUGUUGAUUUUAUACAAAUUUACUGUUUCCAUUAUAGUUUAGACGCCAUUAUCAGCAUUUCUUCCCACGGUGCUGCUAGGGGAACGUUAAGACCACAUUCAAGGGAACUCUUUAUUUUUUUUCUUGUUGUUUACUUGUCUAUUUAAUUCAGGAGAGACUUUUUUUAUUUUAAUGAAAUGACAUACCUCACAUCUCUAUGUGGACAAAGAUAUUUUCUGCUCAAAUUUGGACAGUUUGUUCACGUCUCAGGUACAAAAAUAAAGAAAUAAAUAAAAAAUAAGUUAAUCUUUUCUUCCCCAACCAGCCAAGAACCAGUAGCCUACAUAUUCUUGUAAAGUUUGAAUUAAAAAAAAAUUGAUCUAUUUUGAAAUAUUUCUCUAUUUUAUAGAAGUAAUGCUUUUUAUAGUAUUUGUACAAAUGUGAGGUUUUUAAGUUAUUCAUAUCUGCUCAUGAAAAUGUAGGUUACCAUUUGUACUGUUUUACUGAAUUUUGAGGUCUCUAUUUAAGACUCGUCUUGCCUGAAUCACCCUGAAUCAUUCUUAUUCGUUUCCUCUCGUAGUCCACCAAGUUCAUGCGACUUUACAGAACUCACAGAUAACAGUGGAGAUUUACUCAGCUCUGUUUUUGUUCAUUUUAAUAGAAGUCCUACCUGCUUUGAACAUAUUUGGUUGAUAUGAAAAGUUUUUACAGGUUUUUGGUCUGUUUAUCUCAGGUUUUGAUAUUCUUUGUAAGACUACAGACCUCCGUAUGAUUGUAUGAGGAAUGUCCAUGUAUUUAUUAUCCACCUCUAUUGUAAAUGUACAUGUAUGUUCAGUCAAGUGAGGUCAAUAAAUAUAAAAGCUUGUUUGUCACAAUAGCCACACAUGUAAGCCAUGAAGGCAGCUGCCCGAUAAAUGUGGCUUUUCCUGUCACGGGAGCACACGUUGUCUUUUUUUUUUUUACGUGUUCUACUAUACAGUAAUUUAUUUGUAAAGUAGGAAAUGUUUCAUGUGAUUUGAUGUAUUGUGAUGUUUCACCACAAGCUGGUUUCCAGGCUUCCACCAUGUUAAAUACUACAUUCAUAAUCAACCAAGUUUGUAAAGCCUUUUUAACCACAUAGUCUGAGUAGGUUGCUCUCACUUGCUGUUUUUCCUGUACUUUUUCAUAGAGAAGAAAACAUAUGAAUCUCUUCUAGGUAGCAUGUUUGGUAGCAUUUUUUUAAACUAAAAAAAAGAAAAAGAAAAGAAGCCAUUGCUAUUAUAGCUAAAACUCAACCACAUCUGCAUUUUUUCCUCCAUCGAUAAAAAAGUAGUUUCACAUUAAGAAAAAAAAUAAUAGUUUUUAGAAAAUUGAAAAUAUUGUUGCUUUGUGACUUAUCCCUGUCUUUUUAUGGAAAAUAAAAUAAAAUAUGCAUUA